CACAUUUUCGAGUUUUUUAUUUGUCGCGGGUGUGUACUCGCGUGUAUGAAAAAUAUGCGAAUUUGUCAAUGUUUUUAAUCUGAAAACACGAACACCUAAAAUGGGUGGUCUUAAAUGUGCAGAGUGUGAAGAACCUGCAGAAUUAAAGUGUUCGGCUUGCAAGUUAGUGGCGUAUUGUGGAAAGGAACAUCAGAAGAAGCACUGGAAAGAACACAAAAAUCUGUGCAGACCGUUUGAGAUUGUAACUGAUCCGGAAAAGGGAAAAUGUCUGGUCGCUACUCGAGACUUACAACCUGGAGAUUUAAUUUUGGUGGAAAAUCCCAUAGUGUAUGGUCCUCGACCGCAUAUGGUUGAAGAGGGUCCGGUUCCAUGCCCGGGCUGCUGCAGGUUAAUUAUUGCUGAUAAUUCAGCGCGCUGUGAUGGAUGCGACUUUCCGAUCUGCAAUCCGGAUUGUCCUGGACUCAAAGAUAUGGACAGACAUGGACACGAAUGCAUGAUUUUAGGUCUACGAGACGUAAAAGCUAUAAAUGGAUUGCAUGAUUUUUACAGGCAAGAUGCCCUAUUGACUCUUCGAUGUUUGCUUUUGCAAAAUAGGCAUCCAAAAAAGUUUGCACAACUUUUGGAGAUGAACAGCCAUCAGGAUAAGCGAGGCGAAGAUACGGAAACAUACAAAAUCAACGAAAGUCGAGUUGUGGACUAUUUGCAGGACAACUUUUUUGCACCCAUGAGAAUUCUAGAAGGAAAAUCCGGAAAGCAAGUGUUGAAAGACAUUUCUAAAGAAAUUAUUCAUCAAAUUUGUGGAAUUGUCGACGUUAAUGCACUAGAAAUAAAUCAGGAUGCCGAAGUUACAGCUUUGUAUCCUACAGCUUUCCUGAUGGAACACAAUUGUUUAAGUAACACGAAGCAUAUGUUCGACAAUGCUGAUAAAGGAUAUACAAUCACGAUUAGAGCCUCGUUGCCUAUAGCUAAAGGUGAUCACAUUUCAACCAUGUACACUCACGCCUUGUGGGGUACUCAGGCUAGACGAGAGCAUUUGAGAGAAACCAAGUACUUUUCGUGCAAAUGCCUCAGAUGUGCUGAUCCUACUGAACUCGGAACUUACCUCAGCGCGUUAAAAUGCAUUGGCACGCAAGAUGAUGAGCCUUGCGGAGGCAUCCAGCUUCCAAUAGACCCACUCGAUGACAAUACGGAAUGGGCGUGUAAUAAAUGCGACGCUAAAUUAACCAAUCAUGAAGUCUGCUUUUUGGUCAACCAGAUAGGCGAGGAGGUGGAUAAUGUUCAACUCUCAAAUCCGACUGUUCGAGAAUUGGACAGUAUUUUAACGAAAAUGUUAAACUUUGUCCAUCCUAAUCAUUACCACGUUUAUUCUGUGAAGCAUUCCUUGGUACAACUAUAUGGUUAUCAGCAAGGAUACAUGCCAAAUCAACUAAGCGACGACAUAAUUGCUAAAAAGGCAACUAUGUGCCGUGAACUAUUGGAAAUAACAAAGAAAAUUGAUCCAGCAAAUGCUAGGCUUCCUUUGUACUCGGGAGUUUUGCUUCAUGAGCUUUACUUGGCCAAUAUGAUUCUCAUCAAAAGGAAAUGGGAUCUUGGUAUUAAAACCAAAGUAAAGUCGAUCAAUGUUCUAUUGCAAGAGUGUCAAUCCGCCCUAAGUCAAGCCCUUAGAGUAUUGGAGAAUGAGCGCAAUUCACCCGCUGGUGAGAAGCUAAUCAGCUUAGUCAAAUUCUCCGGCACAGAAUUUGAAAAAUUUGUAUCCCGAAAUAAAAUUGAUUUAUCGGGAGUAACCACUGGGAAAUCCAACUAAUGAUUAAUAUCAAUAAAUUAAUACUGUAUUUGUACUAAAUAAUUUGGCAAUUCUGUUGUGUAAAAUAAAUAAAUAGUUUACUUGCUAAAAUAA
Molecule: messenger RNA, 1897 nt
Organism: Dendroctonus ponderosae (mountain pine beetle)
Lineage: Eukaryota; Metazoa; Arthropoda; Insecta; Coleoptera; Curculionidae
Product: SET domain-containing protein SmydA-8
Exons: 9
Coding region: 101-1804 (567 amino acids)
Molecular function (GO): protein binding
Source: RefSeq, a predicted model, not a curated record